Octopus bimaculoides (California two-spot octopus) is the source of this 2577-nucleotide messenger RNA. RefSeq lists its product as uncharacterized. Gene Ontology annotation, biological process: regulation of transcription by RNA polymerase II. Gene Ontology annotation, cellular component: nucleus. Gene Ontology annotation, molecular function: DNA-binding transcription factor activity, RNA polymerase II-specific. Lineage: Eukaryota; Metazoa; Mollusca; Cephalopoda; Octopoda; Octopodidae. The record is from RefSeq and is a predicted model, not a curated record.
AGUGUUUUUACGUGCCACCAACACGAAGGCCAGUCAGGCGGUACUGGCAACGGCCACGCUCAAAAUGGUGUAUUUUACGUGCCACCUGCACAGGAACCAGUCCAGCGGCACUGGCAACGAUUUCGCUCGAACGUCUUUACACGUGCCAGGCAGGCGACGCUGGGCAUAGGUGCCAUCACGAUUUCGCUUUCGCUUGCCCCAACAGGUCUUAUAUAUUUCAAUAAUAAUAAAAGGGUAAAAUUAAUUAAAUAAUUAAUAAUUCUACCAAGUAGUUUGGUAUGUUAAAAUAACCUUUAUAGGUAAAAUUAUACAAAUAUUCUAUAAUUAUAAACAUAAUUAUCAUCAGGAGUCAGCUAAAUAGCGAAAGUAAAGAAUACGUACACCCGGUGGUCAGGGUUUUUUGUUAUGCCGAAAACGGGUGGUGUACGUAUUCUUUACCUCCGCCAAUAUAAAGAAAAUAACAAGAAGAAGAAUGUUAGACUCCAGCUAAGAAGAUCUGAAGAAGGAAUUGUAAUUCCGAAAUAUCAUCGGACUAUAGAUAACCAAAUUUCAACAGUUGUGCUGAAUGUUCCAUUACAACCUGUCAUACGAAAAUACUAACUUCACCAGAACAUCUGCUACCAAUCAUUUAUGGACAUUUGCUCUCUCUCUCUCUCUCUCUCUCUCUCUCUUCCUCUUGCAGUUUACAGCCUUCACAACUCCCAUUAACUCUAUCCACAAUAAUUAACAUAGGGUGCUACUUUGGUAUGCGAUUUGCCAAAUAAUUGGCUGUGUAGAUCACAUACCAAAGUGGUACCUAACAUAGAUAUAAAAGUCGUUCUGUCUACAGUAUGGGUACCACUUGGAAAUGUCUCAACCAGCAACAAAUACUCUAAGUGUUGUGUAGAAAAUAUAUCUGCAUUGCAUAUUUCCUACAUGUGUAAACAGAGUUCCAUGAGAUGGAUAUCAUAAGACAGGAAAUUGAACCAUAAUAGACUAUAUCCACAGACAUCAGUUUUAAUAUGGAGAACGGUAAUCUGUCAGACAUUUCUAACAAAACUGUUUCUGACAAUAUAGAUUCAGUUAAACAGACAUCCGGUAGUGAGAAACCACUGUCUCAUAAACGAAGUUCAUUACAGAAAAAUAUUCAUUGUGAAAUUUGUGGGAAAUUAUAUACUUACAAGUCUCAACUUAUUGUCCAUAAACGUAGUCACACUGGAGAAAAGCCAUCUCACUGUGACACCUGUGGAAAAUCGUUUGUGAAUAAUAGUUCACUGACGAAUCACAAAAAAAUUCACAAUGGAGAAAAGCAAUACCACUUUGAAAUAUAUGGGAACUCAGUUGUCAACAAUGGUUAUUUAAGAAUCCAUAAAAGAAAACACUUUGACAAAAAACUGUUUCACUGUGAAAUAUGUAGAAAAUCUUUCAUGAACAUUGCUAAACUUGUUACUCAUAGACGUCUUCACAGUGGAGAAGAAACGUACUGCUGUGACAUAUGUGGAAAAUCAUUCAUUAGCAAUUCUCGUUUUGUAGGUCACCAACGAAAACACACGGGAGAAAACCCCUUUCACUGCAAAAUCUGUGGUAAAUAUUUCAUUAAUAAUUCCCAUCUUGUUGCUCACAAAACAGUACACACUGGAGAAAAACCAUUCCACUGUGAAAUAUGUGGGAAAUAUUUCUCCUGUAGGAGUAAUUUAAGAAGGCACAAUAUAAUACACACUGGGAAAAAAGAAUUCAAAUGUGAGAUAUGUGGGAAUUCUUUUUUUUAUAAAUCACUUCUUGUUGGUCAUGAAAAAGUGCAUACUGGAGACAAACCCUCUCAUUGUGAUAUAUGUGGGAAAUAUUUCUAUUCUAGCAGUAAUUUAAGAAGACACAAAAUAAUACACACUGAGAAAAAAGAAUUCCACUGUGAAAUAUGUGGGAAAUCUUAUUUUAAUAAUUGUGACUUAAAAAGACAUAAAAGAAUUCAUAAUGGUGAAAAAACAUUUCACUGUGAAAUUUGUGGGAAAUCCUUCUUCGAUAAUUCUAACCUUAUUGUUCACAUCCGUAGUCACACUGGAGAAAGGCCCUAUCAUUGUGACGUAUGUGAUAAAUCAUUUAUCUGUAAAAGUCAUUUGAAUUGUCACAAACGAACACACACCACAAAGACAAUAUCAUUGUGACAUAUGUGAUAAAUCAUUUAUCUGUAAAAGUCAUUUGAAUUGUCACAAACGAACACACACCACAAAGACAAUGUCAUUGAGAUGAUUUGUUGGAAUGCUUUUCUCUACAAAUAAAGGUAAAAACAGAAUAAAUUGCUGUAAAAUCUUAUCAAGUAAUUUCUAAUAAAAUAUUCACAUUUCAGAAAACUGAAAUUUUAUUUCAUAAACAACUUAGAAAAAUUUAAAUUAUAAUCACAUUGUAUAUUUCGGAGUGUCCAAGAACAAACGAUCCUCAAGAGUGAACCGCAACACAAUGUUGUUUAUUAAAAUUGUCUUAAUACAGGGCUUAGACCAGUGGUUCUCAAUCAGGAUUCAUCUGGCCCCUGGGGGGGUCCAUAUGACCCUUAUAGGUCCAUAUAAGAUUUUGUUUGUUAAAAAUUGUGUGCAAUAAAUCAGU